Messenger RNA from Megachile rotundata (alfalfa leafcutting bee), 4995 nucleotides. RefSeq names its product Multidrug-Resistance like Protein 1 (gene MRP). Gene Ontology annotation, cellular component: membrane. NCBI's taxonomy places the organism in Eukaryota, Metazoa, Arthropoda, Insecta, Hymenoptera, Megachilidae. The record is from RefSeq and is a predicted model, not a curated record. Gene Ontology annotation, molecular function: ATP hydrolysis activity; ABC-type transporter activity; ATP binding. Gene Ontology annotation, biological process: transmembrane transport.
AUGUGAAUUGGGCGCUGCUCAGGCACAGUUUACGUUAGCUUGAGAAAGUAAGACGGUGGUUACAUGCCAUUAGCUUAGUUUCAUGUUCAGUGUGGAAUUGUAAAAUUUUUUUUAUUGAGUAGUUGGAGGUCAAAUACAACCAUCAAUUAAAAUUAAAAAUAGCUAUUUUGCAACGUGUAACUACUUUAUUUCGUUUAGAAAAUCUAUACAGGAACACAAUAAGUGUAGUUCGCAUAUAACUGGAUAAAAAACCAAUAAACUAGUAAAUGUAUCGCUAUGGAGGAUUAUGCUAUGGAUCAAUUUUGUGGUAGUAAAUUUUGGGAUAAUGAUUUAGCAUGGAAUACCACAGAUCCAGAUGUCCCUGAGUGUUUUCAAAAGACUGUAUUAGUAUGGGCACCAUGCGCAUUUUUGUGGCUAUUCUCUGCCACGGAAGUUUAUUAUUUCUUAAACAGUAAAAGGAAAAAUAUUCCAUACACAUGGUUAUUUAUUACCAAACAAGUACUUAUGUUAACAUUGAUUUUACUUAGUAUUAUUGACAUAGGAAAUGCAAUACACAGGAGUAAUUAUGAACAGGUUUAUAAUGUUGAUUAUUAUACACCAUUUAUAAAAAUUGUUACCUUUAUUAUAACAGUUGUUUUAGUAAUAUAUAACAGAAAAUAUGGAAUGCGAACUUCUGGAUUAUUAUUUUUAUUUUGGUUUCUACUUGCCUUGUGUGGACUUGUUCAAUAUAGAAGCAUAAUAAGGUCAUAUAUUAUAAAGGGUCAAGUAACUUAUCCAUUUAUAUCAUAUAUGAUAUAUUAUCCAAUAGUGGUACUUUUAUUUUUUCUAAACUUUUUGGUUGAUGCAGAACCUAAAUAUUCAGAAUAUCCCAAGGUUGACAAACCAUGCCCAGAACAAGGUUCUUCCUUUCCAGCAAAAGUAUUUUUUACAUGGUUCGAUUCAAUGGCAUGGAGUGGUUUCAGAAAACCGUUGGAAGUUACCGAUUUAUGGUCUAUGAAUCCAGAAGAUACGGCUACGGAAAUUGUACCUAAAUUUGAUAAAUAUUGGAAUAAGAGUUUACAAAAAACAGACAAUGUACAAAGCACUAAGGCAUCAUUCAGGAAAGCAUCUGGUCAAGUAGAUUUUAAUAAUGGACGUAAAAAGAAAGUGACUUCAAUUUUACCACCACUUUGUAAAGCAUUUGGUGCUACAUUUUUAUUUGGAGCUGCACUUAAGUUUUUGCAGGAUAUUAUAAUUUUCGUUAGUCCACAAGUACUUAAAUUACUCCUCAAGUUUAUCGAGGGACAGGAAUCAAUAUGGAAAGGUUACUUAUAUGCAGUUUUGCUUCUAGCAACAGCAACGUUUCAAACAUUAAUUUUGUCGCAGUAUUUUCAUCGUAUGUUCUUAGUCGGAUUACGUGUACGAACUGCUUUAAUUGCUGCAAUUUAUCGGAAAGCAUUAAGAAUAUCUAAUGCUGCUAGAAAAGAAUCAACAAUUGGUGAAAUAGUAAAUUUAAUGUCCGUCGAUGCGCAAAGAUUUAUGGACUUGACGGCAUAUAUAAAUAUGAUUUGGUCUGCACCACUACAAAUAAUCUUAGCUUUAUAUUUUUUAUGGGAUAUAUUAGGACCAGCCGCACUUGCCGGUCUAGCUGUCUUGCUUAUUUUAAUCCCGGUGAAUAUAUUGAUUACAAAUAGAUUGAAAACACUGCAAAUUAGGCAAAUGAAAUAUAAAGAUGAAAGAGUUAAAUUAAUGAACGAAGUACUUAAUGGUAUAAAAGUAUUGAAGUUGUAUGCAUGGGAGCCAUCAUUUGAAGAACAAAUAUUAAAAAUACGUACGAAGGAGAUUAAAGUGUUAAAGGAAACAGCAUAUCUCAAUUCUGGGACAAGUUUUAUUUGGUCGUUUGCUCCGUUUUUAGUAUCUUUGGUAUCUUUUGCAACAUAUGUACUUAUAGAUGAAAAUAAUCGUUUAGACAGCAGUGUUGCUUUUGUUUCACUUAGUCUUUUCAAUAUCUUAAGGUUUCCUCUAUCUGUAUUACCGAUGAUGAUUGGUAAUAUUAUUCAGGCAUAUGUUUCUGUGAAACGUAUAAACAAAUUCAUGAAUGCAGAAGAGUUGGAUCCUAAUAAUAUUCAACAUGACCCAUCUGAACCAUAUGCAUUAUUAAUUGAGAACGGUACCUUUGCGUGGGAUAUGGAAAAUAUUGAUAAACCAACAUUAAGGAAUAUCAAUCUGCAAGUAGAGCAGGGUCAAUUAAUAGCUGUUGUUGGAACAGUAGGAUCUGGUAAAAGUUCUCUUAUAUCGGCACUUCUGGGAGAAAUGGAGAAAAUAAGUGGCAGAGUUAAUACAAAAGGAUCUAUUGCGUACGUGUCUCAGCAAGCAUGGAUACAAAAUGCGUCGUUACAAAAUAACGUUUUAUUUGGAAAACCACUUCAUAAAAAUAUAUACGAUCGUGUAAUUGAAUCAUGUGCAUUGAAUCCCGAUUUGAAAGUAUUGCCUGCGGGUGAUCAAACAGAAAUUGGAGAGAAGGGAAUAAAUUUAUCUGGUGGUCAGAAACAAAGAGUAGCGUUAGCAAGAGCAGUAUACAAUGAUUCGGAUAUUUAUUUUUUGGAUGAUCCCCUAAGCGCUGUAGACUCGCAUGUCGGAAAACAUAUAUUUGAAAAUGUAAUUGGUUCUAAUGGACUGCUUAAAAAGAAGACGAGAGUACUAGUAACGCAUGGCAUCACGUACUUACCGGAAGUCGAUAACAUCAUUGUCCUUCAAGAUGGUGAAAUAACAGAAGUUGGAACUUACAAACAACUUUUAGAAAAAAAAGGAGCCUUUUCAGAAUUUUUAGUGCAACAUCUUCAAGAAGUACACGCUGAUAAUGGCUCGGAAGCAGAUUUACAAGAAAUUAAACAACAACUGGAGUCAACAAUAGGAUCAAGUGAGCUGCACCAGAAAUUAACAAGAGCUAAAUCAAGAAUGUCCGAAAGUCAAAGCGAAUCUGGUUCUAUAGUUGAUAGGAGAUCAUUAAAUGGUUCAUUGAAGAGACAGUACUCUACAGAUAGUCAGCAAUCUAGUACUCAUCUAAGUAGCAAUAAUGUAAAGGAGGCAAAAUUAAUACAUUCAAAAUCAGCAGAAAAGCUAAUAGAAGAAGAAAAAACUGAAACUGGAAGUGUUAAAUGGAAAGUUUACUCACAUUACUUUAAAUCUAUCGGUUGGUUUUUGUCCAUAUCGACUAUUAUAAUGAAUGCAAUUUUUCAAGGAUUUAGUAUUGGUUCAAACAGUUGGCUUAGUCUAUGGUCAAAUAGCAAUUUAACAACUUAUAACGAUACAGUCGAUAAAGCUCAACAAGACAUGUAUCUUGGAGUCUAUGGUGGACUUGGUAUUGGACAAGCGAUGGCGAGUUUUUUCUGCGAUUUGGCACCGCAGCUGGGCUGUUGGUUGGCUGCUCGCCAGAUGCACAUAGUGAUGCUGCGUGCUGUGAUGCGUGCUCCAUUGACCUUCUUUGAUACGACUCCUAUUGGUCGUAUUAUCUCCAGGUUUGCUAAAGACGUCGACGUACUGGAUACAUCUCUUCCUCAGCAAAUUUCCGAUAGCAUCUAUUGUUUGUUUGAGGUCAUAGCUACUUUAGUGGUAAUAAGUUUUAGUACGCCAAUAUUUGUUGCGGUGAUUGUACCAAUAGGUGGAAUUUAUUACUUUGUUCAACGUAUGUACGUUGCAUCUUCACGACAACUGAAACGUUUAGAAUCUAUUUCAAGAUCUCCCAUAUACUCGCAUUUCAGUGAAACAGUUACUGGAACUCAAAUGAUUAGAGCAUUUGGUGUGCAAGAACGAUUUAUUCGUGAAUCUGAAAAUAAAGUGGACUUUAAUCAAGUCUGCUAUUAUCCUAGCAUAAUUGCAAAUAGAUGGUUGGCAGUACGUUUAGAGAUGGUUGGAAACUUAAUCAUCUUCUUUGCAGCAUUAUUUGCUGUAUUAAAUAAAGAUACCAUAAAAUCGGGCGUAGUUGGUUUAUCCGUUAGCUAUGCCCUACAAGUAACACAAACAUUAAAUUGGUUGGUACGGAUGACUUCUGAUGUCGAGACCAACAUAGUAGCGGUAGAGAGAAUAAAAGAAUAUGGAGAAACUCCACAGGAAGCUCCAUGGAAAAAUCCUAAUUACACACCACCUAAAGAAUGGCCAGUACAAGGAACAGUUGAAUUCAAAGAUUACAAAGUUCGCUAUAGGGAAGGCUUAGAACUUGUACUUCGCGGAUUAUCAUUUUCAGUUAAAGGAGGAGAAAAAGUUGGUAUUGUCGGUAGAACCGGAGCUGGAAAAUCCUCUUUAACAUUGGCUCUAUUUAGAAUAAUAGAAGCAGCCGACGGAAAAAUUUUCAUCGAUGAUAUUGACAUUGCUAAAUUGGGACUUCAUGAUUUACGAUCUAGAUUAACUAUUAUUCCUCAAGAUCCAAUAUUAUUCUCAGGAACCUUAAGAAUUAAUUUAGAUCCAUUCAACUGUUACACAGAUGAUGAAGUUUGGAGAGCUUUGGAACAUGCACAUCUUAAAUCUUUUAUAAAAACUUUGCCAAAUGGUCUUUUACACGAAAUUACUGAGGGUGGCGAAAAUUUAAGUAUAGGUCAACGACAAUUGAUUUGUUUAGCAAGAGCAUUACUUCGGAAAACAAAAGUACUUAUACUCGAUGAAGCAACAGCUUCAGUCGAUCUAGAAACAGACGAUUUAAUUCAAACGACAAUUAGGCAAGAAUUUAGUGACUGUACGGUUCUCACGAUAGCUCAUAGGCUUAACACAAUCCUUGAUUCAGACAGGGUCAUUGUCCUGGAUAAAGGACUGAUUAUGGAAUACGAUUCUCCAGAAGCAUUGCUACGCAAUUCAUCUAGUUUAUUCCACAAUAUAGCUAAAGAUGCAGGUCUUGCACCUUAAUUAAAGUGCAUAUCAUGAAAAUUGUACAAGCAAUAAAAAAAAGAUACAGAUUUUUAAUUCGUAAUAGAAAAAAAUAAGGAGAAAAGUAUAGCAGGCACGAAAUAUUCUUAGAAUUGAAAG